GUCGGUUACACUGCGCUCGUGCGAGGCAGUGAAGACGGUAGAGAAUGCAAAGAAAAUAUGAGAACUCGCCAGACUGAAAAUGCCGCCAUUUGUUACAGCUUACGGUUCCCGCCGCUAUCUCGCGCCUUUGGAGCACCGCUUGUUGAGCUUCACCGCCCGUCGCCGCCGCUGCCUCCACCACCACCACCACCUUCCUCGUCUACCUCCGCCGCCUCUCGCCCCCUUAUCUUCUUGUAAUCUUCCUAGUCCUUCGGGAAACUCUCUGUUCCGCGGCAUGGAGCAAUAUUUGACUGGAAGAGGCAUCAAUAAGAACAAGGCAAUGGUUGAGCAUCUGCAGCAUUAUGGGGUGCUUAGAUCCAAGAAGUUAGCAGAAGUUAUGGAGACAAUCGACAGGGCUCUGUUUGUGCCCGAAGGCAACCCACCCUAUGUUGACAGCCCCAUGCCAAUAGGCUACAAUGCCACUAUUUCUGCACCUCAUAUGCACGCAACAUGUCUUCAGUUGUUGGAGGGCAAGUUGAAGCCCGGCAUGCGCGCUUUGGACGUUGGUUCAGGAACGGGUUAUUUGACUGCAUGUUUUGCGCUGAUGGUUGGGCCGGAGGGCCGGGCAGUAGGCAUAGAACAUAUUCCUGAGCUGGUGACUUCUUCGAUCCAGAAUAUCAAGAAAAGUGCGGCUGCUCCGUUGCUCAAGAAAGGCUCCCUCUCUGUGCAUGUUGGAGAUGGAAGGUUGGGGCGGCCAGCAUCUGCGCCUUAUGAUGCCAUUCAUGUUGGAGCGGCAUCUCCAGAAAUCCCACCAGCUCUGCUUGAACAGUUAAAUCCUGGGGGCAGGAUGGUGAUCCCAGUUGGGGAAAUGUUCCAGAACUUGAAGGUUAUCGACAAGAAUGCAGAUGGUUCGAUCAGUGCAUGGACCGAAACUUCUGUUAGUUAUGUUCCAUUGACAAGUCGCGAAUCUCAGUUACAGGGCUACUAAUCCCAGGAUGCAUCUUUGCUAUGUUGAUAAGUACUCUGCCUGCUCGAUGAAGUCCUCUUCUCUCUGCUAGACUAGGGUUGUAUUAUACUGUAAACUAGACUAGGGUUUUAUUAUACUGUAAAUGUUGCAAGUCCUGCCUGCUCCAUGAAAUUCUCUUCUCUCUUCUGCUAGGCAAGGGUUGUACUGUACUCAUAAAGAUGCUAAGGUGGUUGGGAUACUUUUUCCUCUUUGGUUGGAAUCUAAAUGUUUUGGCUGUUAAAUAAAUCAUCGUAUUCCUGUUUC
Messenger RNA from Diospyros lotus (date-plum), 1249 nucleotides. Its product is annotated as protein-L-isoaspartate O-methyltransferase-like. The record is from RefSeq and is a predicted model, not a curated record. The transcript has 4 exons. Lineage: Eukaryota; Viridiplantae; Streptophyta; Magnoliopsida; Ericales; Ebenaceae. Gene Ontology annotation, cellular component: cytoplasm. Gene Ontology annotation, molecular function: protein-L-isoaspartate (D-aspartate) O-methyltransferase activity. Gene Ontology annotation, biological process: protein modification process. The coding region runs from base 80 to 967 and encodes 295 amino acids.